AUGGGGUUUCAUUGGCCUCGGCCAGAUGGGUACGUUUUUCGCAUCCCUGAAUCGAUUGAAGCCCUUGUUCUGACCGGGCUGUGUCCCAUUGAAGGCUACCCCAUGGCCAAAAACCUGCGCACCAAAAUACCUGCAACGGACACCCUUCUCGUUUGCGACGCCAAUUCAGAGACGGCACAGAAAUUCCACGCGGAGCUUACUGGUAAGCGCGUAGAAAUUGCAUCUGGUCCCCGAGAGCUGGCGGAGAAAUCGGACACUGUGAUAACCAGCCUUCCCGAGCCCCAGCAUGUGAAAAGCGUCUUUCACACGAUCCUCAAGAGCGGUCUACCUGCCAAAAAACGACUCUUCAUUGACUGCUCGACCAUCGACCCACUCUCCUCACGAGAAGUCGCCGACGCAGUUGUAUCCACGGGCGCCGGCCAAUUUGUCGACGCUCCCAUGUCAGGUGGUGUAGUGGGCGCGACGGCAGGAACCCUCACAUUUAUGCUUGGUGCUUCAUCAAAGAUACCGGAACUAGUGCCAGAGGCGGAAAAGGUUCUGCUCCUGAUGGGGAAAAAAGUGUGGCAUUUAGGAGAGCAAGGCGCCGGUUUGUCAGGAAAGCUGGCAAACAACUAUCUACUUGCCAUCUCCAAUAUUGCGACCGCUGAAGCCAUGAAUCUCGGGAUUCGAUGGGGUUUGGACCCGAAGUCCCUUGGCCAAAUGAUCAACUCAUCAUCUGGCCGAAGUUGGUCCAGUGAAAUCAACAACCCUGCCCCGGGCGUUGUGGAGUCGGCUCCCGCAUCGCGCGGCUAUUCUGGUGGGUUUGGGAUCAGUUUGAUGAAGAAAGACCUAAGGCUGGCCGUAGAAGCAGCAAAAAAAGCUGGGGCGCGCUUGGAGUUGGCAACAAAGGCCCAGGAGGUCUAUGAUGCAACAGAGGUCUCCCAUCGUGGAAAGGAUUUUUCAGUUGUGUACAAAUACCUAGAAGAAAACUCCAGUUAA
Ophidiomyces ophidiicola is the source of this 978-nucleotide messenger RNA. RefSeq lists its product as uncharacterized. The record is from RefSeq and is a predicted model, not a curated record. The transcript has 2 exons. Gene Ontology annotation, biological process: L-valine catabolic process. NCBI's taxonomy places the organism in Eukaryota, Fungi, Ascomycota, Eurotiomycetes, Onygenales, Onygenaceae. Gene Ontology annotation, molecular function: 3-hydroxyisobutyrate dehydrogenase activity; NAD binding; NADP binding. Bases 1 to 978 code for a protein of 325 amino acids. Gene Ontology annotation, cellular component: mitochondrion.